Molecule: messenger RNA, 2258 nt
Organism: Zingiber officinale
Lineage: Eukaryota; Viridiplantae; Streptophyta; Magnoliopsida; Zingiberales; Zingiberaceae
Product: L-type lectin-domain containing receptor kinase SIT2-like
Exons: 1
Coding region: 128-2131 (667 amino acids)
Biological process (GO): protein phosphorylation
Cellular component (GO): plasma membrane
Molecular function (GO): carbohydrate binding; ATP binding; protein kinase activity
Source: RefSeq, a predicted model, not a curated record
CUGUCACAGUCACAACUAAAAAAAUCCUUAUCCAUUAAUACAAAUCCGCCACUUUGAGUUCGUAACAGCUUGAGAGGUCAAAGGUUUGCGUUCCUUCGUUCUCCGUUCUCGGGCAGAGCCAUUAGCCAUGGCCCUCCUCUCCCAGAUCUCCCUAACUCUUCUUCUCCUCGUCGUCAAGCCCACCGCCAUCUCCGGCGACGUUUCCUUCGCCUUCAACGGAUUCGAAAACGGCGGCGCCUUGACCUUCAGCGAGUACGCCGACGUCACCGGCGGCGGCCUCCUCCGGCUGACCAACAACACUGCCCAAGUGACCGGACACGCUUUCUACCCCUCCAAACUUCGACUCAAGAACGCUUCUUUUUCCGGCGACGUCUUCUCCUUCUCCACUACCUUCGUGUUCGCCAUCACGCCGCUGAUCACUAACGUGAGCGGCCAUGGCCUCUCCUUCCUCCUCGCCCCCUCGACGGACUUCGCCAAGGCCUUGUCCAGCCAGCACCUGGGCCUCUUCCCCGAUGACGGGGACUCCACCGACCACAUCGUCGCCGUCGAGCUCGACACCGUCAAGAACUCGGAGUUCGGCGACAUCAACGACAAUCACAUCGGCGUCGACGUCAACAGCUUGAGAUCUGUCGACUCGACGCCGGCGGGAUUCACCAAGGAUGGGAUUUUCCGCAGCCUGCAACUGAUCAGCGGCGAUCCGAUGCAGAUUUGGGUGGAUUUCGACGGGGAACGCUCGCAGAUCGACAUCGCGAUUGCCCCUUUACACGAAGCAAAGCCCCGGCGAUCUCUCUUGUCCUCUUCGAAGAUCAAUCUCUCGGCGAUAAUCCUAGACGAGAUGUACGUGGGCUUCGCCUCGUCCACCGGUGCCGCCACGGGAUGCCAUUACAUUCUAGGGUGGAGCUUUGCCCUAAAUCGAGACGCUCCCCCGCUCGAUCUCUCUGCUCUCCCCCAACUUCCUCAUCUAGGGCACAAUAACACGACUCUCUUGGCGAUUUCUCUGCCCUUGGCCGGAGCCAUCCUCUUGCUGCUCGCCGCCGCCGCCGUUUACUUCGCCCUCGAGAGGAGGAAGAAGUUCGCGGAGGUGCUCGAGGACUGGGAGCUCGAGUACGGGCCUCAUCGCUUCUCCUACAGAGACCUCUACCGGGCCACCGAGGGCUUCGGCGAGAAGAACCUCCUCGGGAUCGGCGGCUUCGGCCGCGUCUACAAGGGCGUGCUACCGAAAUCGAAGCUCGAGAUCGCCGUCAAGAAGGUCUCCCACGAAUCGAGGCAGGGAAUGCGGGAGUUCGUGGCGGAGAUCGUGAGCAUGGGGCGGCUGCGGCACAGGAACCUGGUGCACCUGCUCGGCUACUGCCGGCGGCAGGGCGAGCUCAUCUUGGUCUACGACUUCAUGGCCAACGGCAGUCUCGACAAGUUCCUCUUCGGCAAGGACCGGCCUCCGUUGAACUGGUCCCGGCGGCUUCACAUUAUCAAGGGCGUCGCCGCCGGGCUCCUCUACCUCCACCAAGGCUGGGAGCAGGUGGUGAUCCACCGAGACAUCAAAGCAGGCAACGUCCUCCUCGACGGCGAAUUCAAUCCGAAGCUGGGAGAUUUCGGAUUGGCGAGGCUCUGCGACCACGGUGGCAACCCCCAAACCACCCACAUCAUGGGCACGCUCGGCUACCUCGCCCCGGAGCUCAGCAAGACCGGCAAGGCCACCACCCUCACCGACGUGUACGCCUUCGGGGCCUUCCUGCUCGAAGUAGCCUGCGGGCAGCGGCCGAUGGAGCUGCACGCUCCCGGCGAAGUGCCCGGCCUGGUGGACCGCGUGCUCGGGUGCUGGAAGAUGAACUCGAUCCUGGAGGCCUGCGAUCUGAGGCUGGGGGGUGAGUUCGUGGCGAGGGAGGUGGAGCUGGUGCUCAAGCUCGGGCUCCUCUGCUCGCACCCCGACCCCUCGUGCAGGCCGAGCAUGAGGCAGGCGGUGCAGAUCCUGGAGGGCGAGGCUCCGUUUCCGGCCAUGUCCGCUGACGGCCUCAUAGAAAGCAAUCUUGCUGCGAGCUCCUACGACUUGUCGUUCGAUGAUUUCGUCGGUUCUUCUUCUUCGGCUGCGACGAACGCGAUGCUCUCGUCGCCUUUCUUUUCCGGGGCCAGAUGAUUGCCUGAUUCUGUUGAAUGUAUUCCACUAGUCUUUUGUAAAUUUUUUUUUAAAAUCUAGGUAUUUCAACCUUUUCGGUAAAUAAGUUUUCAAAAUAUUUAAUUAGAUAGCAUACCUACUUUUUAGC